This is a messenger RNA of Hansenula anomala, 2927 nucleotides long. RefSeq names its product Lec1p (gene LEC1). Bases 186 to 2927 code for a protein of 913 amino acids. NCBI's taxonomy places the organism in Eukaryota, Fungi, Ascomycota, Saccharomycetes, Phaffomycetales, Wickerhamomycetaceae. The transcript has 2 exons. Gene Ontology annotation, molecular function: phosphatidylinositol binding. The record is from RefSeq and is a predicted model, not a curated record.
GAAUACGCUAAUAAAACCACGUCUCAAGGGAUUAAUGGGCUAUAAUGGAUAGGAGCUGGUCGCGAAUUGGAGCGCGGUAAGCCUCUAGCCGCUGGUUUUAUCAACAACUUUCAUUAGCAACAAUCCACAACUAAGCUAACAGCGGCAUCUAAUAUUGGAAAGAAAAGUUUCAGAGGUGCUGUGGAAUGGCUGAUAUCACACCGACAAGGGAGCAUUUCCUCAAAAGGGAGCUUCUCAGACUACAAUUGGCUAAGGAGUUUGAACAAUUCAAUGACGCUUAUGCACUACGAAGAUUUGGUUAUCCAUUUACUAAAAGUGAUCCAAGAGAAUACAAGGUUGAAAAAAAGUUAAAGAAUGGUGAUGUAAAGCAGCCAGAUCCAGAUGAUACGCUGGAUGCUUUCCCCUUAUCCAAAUACUUCUUCAACAAUUUUGUCCUUACUAUACCUUUCCUAUCAUCAAAACAUCAAACCACUGAAGAGUUUUGGAUCAAGAAAGUUCAAGUGUUUUAUGAACAUUUCAUGAAUUUGAGCAUGAGCGAAUCAUUUGAUAGAGAUGAGUUGACUAAGAGAAAGAAGUUGGGUUUGAAAUUAACUAGAGUCAUUUUGAUGUUUUACAAUUCAGGUAUUGGAACUACAAAUGAAGCAAUAUAUUACGAAAAAGAUAAAGAAGAGGUUGGUGAAACGAUCAAAGGCAGCAAGCUGGAUAAGUUGAUGUUUCCAUCUAAAGAGACGUUACAAGAUCAUAUAGCUCAAGGAACUUUCAUCAAUGGGAUAAAUGUUAACGUUGCUGGUGUUCGUCUUGUGAAGAAGGCCAACAACAAAUUUUGGAGUAAUUUGAAUUUCACCAAGUCUCAUGAAACAUAUUAUGAGUUUCUCAUAAAAUCUAGAGUUGAACUUGAUGAAAGUUAUGAUAUUUGUGUUGCUAGAAGGUACCAUGAUUUUAAAGAGUUGAGCCAUGCAUUGAAAAAAAGAUAUCCUGGGAAACAAUUACCAAAACUACCAAGCAAAAUCAAAUCAGAAAUCAACGUUGAAACUCCAGUCCUCAAUCAGAACCCAGUAUUUGCUGAGGCUCCAAAGUCUCCAAAAUCUCCAAAGUCGACAAAGUUGUUCAAAUCACCAACUAAAAAUUUAUUUAGAAGCCCUUCUACAUCUGAAAAGAAGACCCAGUCCAGUAAUCCUGAUGCUUCUACUGAUAAUAACAAACUCCCAAGAGAGAAAAUGAGAGUUUCCUUAAGAGCUUACCUUCGUGAAUUGUUGAAAGAUGACGAAGUUAGUCAUUGUGAUUUGUUGAAGGAAUUCUUAUUCAAAGGACAAAUAUUCAAAUUGUCGAACGAAGAAGAAAUUGAUAUAAAGAUUAGGGAGAAUUUAGACUUGUUGUUGGUUUUAAAUCAGGUCAAGUUUCAAACCGAGGCUUAUGCUAAGAUAUCGGCACUAAGAGAACAAACAAUGCCAUUACGUGUGAAAUUAUUGGAAAGUGAUAACGGUAUAAUUGAAGUUUUUGAUGAAUUAAAGACCAAAGAACAUAUCACUGAACUAUCACCAAUGCUUAGAAAUUUUAUUGAUUGGUGUAAAAUUAACAUUGCAGCAACAAUUUAUCAACUAUUCUUGGGUAAUGAUAAUUCAUUUGAAUUUUAUUCUCAAGUUAGAAGAUUCCACAAGAUGUUGCCAUACUCUGUUAUGAUUAACAUUCUAAAGUUUACAAAUCCAAUGAGUAUUAUGAAAACAAUGCUUGAUUUGAUGAUGGCUAGUCCAUUUGGUGGGAAAUCUUUGUUACAAACAUUGUUUUACGGUAUUUUGACCGAUGAUAUCAAGGCUCAAUUGAAAACAAUUAACGAACUUGAAGUUAAAAUCCAUCAUGAAGAUAUUUUGCGAAGAUUGAAAUAUUUUGUUUAUGAUUGUGAAGAUGUUGAUUUAUUAGAGUCAAUUAAACAAGAAUCCAAAGAAUUGAAUGCUGAUUUGUUAUUAACAAUUAUAAUCACUCCAAAGCUUUCAGAAUAUUCAGAUGUUGAUGAUGAAAUUGUUGGGACUGUCUUUGAAAGUUAUAAAGAAUAUAAAAAAAUGAAGGCAGCUGAUGAUGCCGAUGAAAAGUUAUUAAUUAACCAUGAAAAAGCUGAGUUAUAUUCAAAUUUAAAGGCUGUUUUCAAAUUAUAUGUUAAAAACCAUGAUAAAGAUAUCUUGAAACAAAUUUGGGCCGAACCUGAAUUGACCUCAAUCCUUAAAGAUUUAUUAACAAUGUUUUAUCAACCAUUAGUGAAUUUAUUCAAGAAUGCUCAUGUUGAUGUUGCUUUUAAAAAUUUUGAAAAUUUCAUGGAUGAAUUAAUAAUCACUAUUGAUAGGUUAACCAAUGAAAUUUAUGUUAGUGAUACAAGUAAAAUCGUUGAUGAGAUAAUGAGAGUGUUGGAUACCCAUGAAGAUGAAUUUUAUCAAUUUUUACAUGAUGUUUACAUCACUGACUCUGGACAAAUUUUCCAACAAUUAAUCGAAUGGAUUAAUUCAAUAUUAAAUUUCCUAAGAAACUCCAAAAACAUUAAUGUCUCAUCAUCAAAUAUUCAUAAAAAAUUGGACAUUUCAGAAAUUGUAUCAAAUUCAUCAAACUCUCCAGAGAUUAUUAAAGAGAUAGAUUCAAUUAUAGAACAAGUUAAAUUACAACGUCAACAACAUAUGGAGAAAUUAUCUAAACAACAAAAACAAAAACAAGAUUUGAUUACUGAUAAUUGGGAUGCUAUAAACAAUAUAGAAAUUUUCAAUACUGGUGAUUUUGGAUUGAAUGAGCAUGAUGUUUUAGAAUUAAAUGAUGAAAGUGAAAGUGAAGAUGAAGAUAAUGAUCAUAAAAUUAAGAUAAAACCAAGAGAAGAAAUGAAGACUGAUGAGAUCGAGAAGUUGGUUCCUAUAUUCAAGGACUCUGUUGUGGAUAUUUUGAAGAACUAA